CCGUCAGUGUUGGUUUAAAGAGUACACAAAUAUUUUAUAACGCGACCUCGAUUUAUCGACGACUUUUAUGCUUGCCUAUUACAGUUUUACCGCAUGCCUAUUCAUUUACAAGGCUUUAUUUACUAACUAAUAUUGUUUUAAAAAUGACAGUGGACAUAAUGCUACUUUACUUUAAACAGUAGGCUAAUUCAAAGAAAACGGAAGUUGCCUGUCUGCCACCAGUGUCGUGGAGAAGUACAGUAACCGCAAGCUACCUGAGCAUAUUGAGGAGGAAGUAAUUCUGCACGGGCAGUAUGCCCCCAUUACCAGGCGCUGAGUUGGUUCGUACACCGGUUCAUCUGUACCGUUACCUUCUUAGAUGUUGCAAGCAAUUGCCAACCCGUGCAAUGCAGCAACAUUAUCAACAUGCUAUAAGACAGGGUUACAAUAGUCACACAGACGAAGACGAUCCUGAGAGGAUUCAACUGAUCAUACAAAGAGCUAUAUCAGAUGCAGAUUGGAUUCUCGAUAAAUAUAAUAAGAAAUGAGAUGUGUGAAAUAAGAGGACAAGACUGCUGACUCUAUUGGACUUCCAUGUGGAACAAGCCUUGGUCAAAACAGGAUUUUGCUUGUUCUGCCAUGCAAGAAACAUCCCAGGGACAGAUACAUCAAUCAAUGUAGCAAUAAGAGAAGUGAUGUUUACCAACCCUUUUUACUGAGGGACCAACGGACAGUCCUCAUUUGUGUUUUAGUGCUGCACUACACACCUGAUUCACCUAGUCAAGGGGUUUGAUUUGUUUAUUCAGAUAUGUUAGUGCAGGGCUUGAACCAAAAUGUGGGCUGUAUGGUAGUCCCAAGGUAGAGGAUUGGGAAACACUGACAAAAGUGUACCUGACACUUCUCGUCCUCAAAGCAAGAUUUGCACAUGCUGUCCACUUACAGUGCCUUGCGAAAGUAUUCGGCCCCCUUGAACAUUGCGACCUUUUGCCACAUUUCAGGCUUCAAACAUAAAGAUAUAAAAC
Molecule: messenger RNA, 1001 nt
Organism: Oncorhynchus masou masou (cherry salmon)
Lineage: Eukaryota; Metazoa; Chordata; Actinopteri; Salmoniformes; Salmonidae
Gene: lyrm9
Product: LYR motif containing 9
Exons: 4
Coding region: 294-527 (77 amino acids)
Source: RefSeq, a predicted model, not a curated record